AUGUCUUCACGGAACCAUUCGGUCAUCACCGAGUUCAUUCUUCUGGGAUUCGGAAACCUUCACAGCUUCAAAGUUGUCUUCUUUGUUAUGUUCUUAAUUAUUUUCCUCCUAACAGUAAUCGGAAAUAUCUUGAUCAUAGUAUUGAUUUGGUGUAGCAACCACCUUCAUUCACCCAUGUACUUCUUCCUCAGCCACCUUUCCAUUUGUGAUCUCCUACUCACAAUGAAUACGGUUCCCAACAUGCUUGGCUCAAUCUUGCUUGGUGCGAAAUUAAUAACUUUUCUUGACUGUAUGACCCAAUUGUAUUUUGUUAGUGGCACCACUGUUACAGAAUGUCUCCUGCUUUCAGUGAUGUCCUACGACCGAUAUCUUGCUAUAUGUAACCCCUUGCGUUAUUGUUCAAUCAUGGACCAAAGAUGUCAAAUCUGUCUGUCCGUCUUGCCUUGGCUGUUGGGUUUUCUGCUUAAUCUAAUAGGCAUCGUACUCGUAUCCAUGUUUCAGUUCUGUGAUAGCAACGCCAUCGAUCACUUCUAUUGUGACCUUUCCCCUCUCCAAAAACUUUCAUGCUCAGACACCUCUUCGGCAGAACUAGCCGUCUUCGUGUUUUCUACUCCUAUAUUUAUUUGUCCGUGCGGAUUUAUCAUUCUGACCUACAUAUAUAUCUUCAUGACAAUACUGAAGAUUCCAUCCACAAGACAGAAGGCCUUUUCGACCUGCAGCUCCCACCUCAUUGUUGUGGGGACAUUCUAUGGGACAUUAAUAAUUAAGUAUAUGAUACCAUCUAUAGGUCAUUCAUUACUUGUGAACAAAAUUAUUUCUCUGAUACAUUCUGUUUUCACCCCCUUAUUCAACCCAAUAAUAUACAGUCUAAGAAAUCAGGAUAUCAGGGUCGCCCUAAGAAAAAUUGGUGCCGGAAAAAGACACCAUCAAGAUCAUAGAAAAUAA
This is a messenger RNA of Spea bombifrons (plains spadefoot toad), 945 nucleotides long. Its product is annotated as olfactory receptor 11L1-like. Gene Ontology annotation, biological process: G protein-coupled receptor signaling pathway. The record is from RefSeq and is a predicted model, not a curated record. The coding region runs from base 1 to 945 and encodes 314 amino acids. Gene Ontology annotation, molecular function: G protein-coupled receptor activity; olfactory receptor activity. The transcript has a single exon. Gene Ontology annotation, cellular component: membrane. NCBI's taxonomy places the organism in Eukaryota, Metazoa, Chordata, Amphibia, Anura, Pelobatidae.